Messenger RNA from Fomitiporia mediterranea MF3/22, 1905 nucleotides. Its product is annotated as pre-rRNA-processing protein IPI3. The record is from RefSeq and is a predicted model, not a curated record. The coding region runs from base 1 to 1536 and encodes 511 amino acids. Lineage: Eukaryota; Fungi; Basidiomycota; Agaricomycetes; Hymenochaetales; Hymenochaetaceae. The transcript is spliced from 7 exons. Gene Ontology annotation, molecular function: protein binding. Gene Ontology annotation, cellular component: nuclear pre-replicative complex. Gene Ontology annotation, biological process: DNA-templated DNA replication; rRNA processing.
AUGCGAUACCAGGAGACGAUCUUGUGCUCCUCGGGUGCAUCGUCCUCAAGCCAAGGAUUGGGCGCAGUCACCGUCCACGACUUCAACACUGGAUCUUUGCUGGUCUCCUUCAAGCAGACAUGUUCAGAGCCCCACUCCACUUCUAUUCUUCAGACAAAAAAUGGCCAGGGUGGAUUCAUCCUCGCUGCUCAGCCAGAUAAAUCAAUCCUGAAUGCUUACUACUUCCAAAAAGAUCAAAUUGCGUUGAAGAUGGUCCUACCAGAGAAGCUGUCCUGUAUUGCAAUAGAUAAAGCUGGAGACUAUUGCGCGGGCGGAACUGCGCAAGGCCGCAUCUAUCUUUGGGAGGCUAGUCAAUUUCCGGUCCGAAUCGCUUCCGGUAUUCUCGUUAAUGUUUGGGAUGCUCACUAUCGCAAAGUCACUGUCCUGCGUUUCACACGAGAUUGCGCGGCGCUCAUAUCCGGAAGCGAGGACUCGGGCAUCUCCGUUUGGUCCAUCUCAAGUCUUUUGUGCAAUGAGUCUCAACACGAGACUCCGACUCCGUACUGUAACCUGUCAGAUCACACUUUACCAAUCACCGAUAUUGUCUGCGGCGUCGGUUCUUUCCCAGCAUGCCGCCUCUUAACUUCAUCAAUAGACCAUUCUGUAAAACUCUGGGACCUAUCGUCUCGUACUCUUCUAACGACAUUCCUAUUUCCAUCCCCGAUACACUCGCUUGCGUUUGAAACCGCCGAGCGCACAUUCUUCGCCGCAUCCUCGGAAGGGACCGGCCCAGAUGCUGGUGGUACCGUAUAUCAGGUUAAGCUCUUUCGAAGGCGUGAUCCUGAAAAUAACGGACAUGGGGUCGAGGCAUUGGGAGGAGGAGGCGUGGGCGAAGCUAUUCGUCUCGACGCAGACCCGAAGCGCGUGAUUUUCGUUGGGCAACCAAUUUCGACCCUCGCUCUAUCUCUGACGCGGUCUACGUUACUCGUCGGUACCACUACGGGAGAAGUGAAUCUAUAUGACAUAGCGUCGCAUCAAUUAUUGCGUACGAUUUCGCCGGUUAAAGACAAGGGACAAGGCCUAUCUAUCACCCAUAUCGAGUGUAUGCUCAAGCCGCCAGACCUGAUAGGACAUAUUAGUCUUGGUCUCAACGUUGGCGGGAUAACGAGUGUCAAGGACGUCAUGCCUACGAGACCCAUUGCGCCAUUUCAAAGAGUACGAGACAGUAAAGCACGGGAAGCUCAUGAGGUCCCUAUUAUACUACCGUCACAGAACGAGCCAUACGUUGAUCCGACCAUUUAUACUACCGAAGAGCUCCUGCGAGAUCAAGCAGUGUUUUUACAAUCGCACAUACUACCGGAUGCAAACGGCGGCACGCAGAAUUCUCUCCUUGCUCAGCAAACACGGCUAGCCGAACUCGAAAGUGAAGUGCAGCGAUUACGGACGCAACUUACGAAAGCUAAAAAUGUGAACGACGCGAUGUGGGAAGCCGUCGCUCAGCGCAUCGUGUCGGACAAGAAGGGUUCUAUCGCGACGCUUCCUGUUAACGGCUCCUGAUCAUCACAUCGUCUUUCUUAUUUUCCUUUCCUGCGUGUCCAGUUCGUGGAUGCAUUAAAGCCUGAUUUAGCUUGAUUAGAGCUUAGAAAAGGUACCCUUCAGAUCGUGUUCAGCACGUAGCACUCAGCACGAGGGAAACAGGUUUAGGGAAGUCGGGAAGUCGUGCCGUCCCAUGCAGUUCGUGCUUCCCAAGCACUAUAAAUUACGAACAUCUAGCCGAUCAUGAACUGGUACUGAUCUACUUGAACAUACAAAGAGAGGUCACGCAGAACGUCUUCUGAUAAUUAUUGAUUCUAUAUCGCAGUCAAUCCAGUGUCAUGUGCCAUAUCUCCCUGUUUUUUCGGGAUUUUAGUAUAAUCUACUUCUAAU